Drosophila ficusphila is the source of this 1018-nucleotide messenger RNA. It is a transcript of the gene Prosalpha3, whose product is annotated as proteasome subunit alpha type-4. NCBI's taxonomy places the organism in Eukaryota, Metazoa, Arthropoda, Insecta, Diptera, Drosophilidae. The coding region runs from base 132 to 926 and encodes 264 amino acids. Gene Ontology annotation, biological process: ubiquitin-dependent protein catabolic process. The transcript is spliced from 3 exons. The record is from RefSeq and is a predicted model, not a curated record. Gene Ontology annotation, cellular component: cytosol; proteasome core complex; proteasome core complex, alpha-subunit complex.
CAACCUGGAAAUUGAGCUCGCAGCCCUAGACCCGCUUCUUGACGCACUUGAUCUGGCAGCCCUACACUGAAUGACAAGUAAUUUCUGUUCGUUUUGCAAAAUAAACUAGUAAAUUUGUAUAUUCGCUAACAAUGGCGCGCCGCUAUGAUUCCCGCACCACGAUCUUCUCACCGGAGGGACGCUUGUACCAGGUGGAGUACGCCAUGGAGGCCAUCUCACACGCAGGAACCUGUUUGGGAAUCCUUGCCGAGGACGGCAUCCUUUUGGCCGCUGAAUGCCGCAGCACAAACAAGUUGCUCGACAGCGCCAUUCCUUCGGAGAAGAUCUACCGCCUGAAUGAGAACAUGGUCUGCUCGGUGGCGGGCAUAACCUCUGAUGCCAACGUUUUGACCGCCGAGCUGCGUCUAAUUGCUCAGCGCUACCAGUUCAGCUACGGCGAAGUGAUUCCCUGCGAGCAGCUGGUGUCCCACUUGUGCGACAUCAAACAGGCGUACACUCAGUACGGCGGCAAGCGUCCCUUUGGAGUUUCGCUGCUCUACAUGGGAUGGGACAACAAGUACGGUUACCAGCUGUACCAAUCGGAUCCGAGUGGGAACUACGGAGGUUGGAAAGCCACCUGCAUUGGCAACAACUUUGGGGCGGCAAUAUCCAUGCUGAAGCAGGAGCUUGCCGACAAGGAGAACGUGAAGCUGACACUGGAGGAUGCCAAAGAUCUGGCCGUUAAGGUGCUCAGCAUGACCCUGGACACCACAAAGUUGACCCCCGAAAAGGUCGAGAUGGCCACUUUGCAGCGAAUUGAUAAUUCAACCGUUUAUAGUGUCCUGGAGAAGACUGAUGUGGAAAAACUAAUCGAGAAAUACAACAAGGUGCAGGCAGAGGCAGAGGCUGCCAAGAAGGAGAAGCAAGCGAAGCAGCCGACCAAGUAAUCCCAAGGAUGCAUAAUUAUUGAUUAAGGGUCUAUCCUGAAUUUUUGUAUUCGGCUGAGGAGCGCGUGAAAUAAAAUUUCAAAAAACAAAAA